Messenger RNA from Xiphophorus hellerii (green swordtail), 3640 nucleotides. RefSeq names its product calcium homeostasis modulator protein 6. Gene Ontology annotation, cellular component: plasma membrane. The coding region runs from base 1369 to 1986 and encodes 205 amino acids. Gene Ontology annotation, molecular function: monoatomic cation channel activity. The transcript has 2 exons. The record is from RefSeq and is a predicted model, not a curated record. Lineage: Eukaryota; Metazoa; Chordata; Actinopteri; Cyprinodontiformes; Poeciliidae.
UUUAAUGCUUUUGUAAUUUUUUUUCUGUUUUACAUUUUAUUUUGUUAUUAGUUUCAGGUGACAGGAUGUCUAUCUCACUUUUUAAACUUAUAUUUAUUUUGACGCUAUUUUGUUGCAAUUUUCAUACAAGUUCUGAAUAAAAGGCAACACAUGCAGAUGUGUAAGAUAAAACAACUACAGAGCCCUGUACAGAGCUUUCUAUCAAGAAAGCAAAUAUAGAAUCAGUAUUUGCUGAAGUCUGAUUCAAACUUUUUCCAUCAUAUUCAGAUUUUUUUUUUUUUGAUGAGGUUGUGAAGUUACUCUUCAGCUCCCCGAAUGGGUCAUUUGUAAAUUAUUUAAUAAUUUACCUCGGUCCUCUCAAAAUAUGCAGUCUAAUUUCCUCCUCAAAAUUAACAUGGCUUCCUGUAAUCCUCCUCAAUCCCUAAUCUGUGCUGCUGCACGAGCGACCUCAUGUGGCCAGUUAGGAUAAACUCGAAAGUACCAGCAACUGUCCCUUAUUGCAGUGUGUGCUCACGACUGUACUAAUAUGUUUCAGUAAAUAGACUGGAAGCAUUUAAAUACAUUCUAUUCAUAACCCAGUAAUUUUAUAAUUAUUGGGUUAUGAAUAAUUAUGAAUAAAACAACUGUGUUGUUUUAUUCAUCAUUUUAUAUCAUUUUAUAUGAUUAUUUUCCAGGUUGAGUAACAAGUAUGAAAAAUAAAGUUUCAGAAAUAUUUUAAUUGACAUACUUUAUUUGUCAUUUCAUCUGUCCGUCCGUCCGCCUGUAACCACCUUCAAUUAAUCCAUAAUAAUCCAUUGUUCUUACAUUUUAAAUUGUACUAAAAAAGGACUGAAUAUUUGAGUCUGGAAAAGAGUUGGAUUUUGACUUGAAUAUUAUGUUGGAACCCUGUAGUAAACUUUCCAAUGUUUUCCCUUUUGCAUGAAAUAAAUUCAUUUCUUAUGUUUUGUACAUUUUGAAGCUCUAUUUAAACAUUUUUUAGCUUAAAUGUUUGCUUCUAAGUAAACAAACACACCUUUAGGAUGUUUAUUUACCAGACUGUUGUAAAGUGCAUGUGUGUACUCUACUGCAGAACAAACUUCCCUCCACUUUACACCCCGCCCUCCAGUACUCUAUAGGAGACCACAUUUAAAAUGAAACCCCACCUGAAAUCUCCCAGAGACCAAUCCGCUAGAGAAAGGUCAGCGCCGAGGGCACACCCUCCGUUGUUCAAAGCCAAUCAGAUUGGAAGGGCAGCAUUUUGCCUGAGGGUAAAACUUACCCCUGGAUGUGUUAAUUACGCAUCACUAAGCUGUUGCCAAUGUGUUCACAACCGUGGACUAUCUUUUGGGCUUUUUGCAGCGGUUGUCUUCAUUCUUUAGUCAGUUUAGUAUGGAAAGUAGACAACAAUGGCUUACCAGGCUGAAAAAUGAACUUAGCAACAGUCCGCUGGUAUCAAAUGUGGCUUUUGGGUUCAUCCUCAUGGGACUAGAGAAGCUCGUGGAGCUGGAGUUUGAGUGUCCUUGCAACCCUACGUGGAAUGGAGCGUUUUCAUCAGCAUUCUUCAUCAUUCCUGCUGUCAUGGCCUUCACCUUGAUGCAGAUCAUCCAGGGAUGCAGGUGCAACGUGUGGUGCAGGAAAAUGGUUUCCCUCUCUAGUUUCGUUCCUGCUGUCGUUUGGCUGAUCUUGUUGUUCCUGGACGGCCAGUACUUUGCCUGUGCUAUGACAGACUGGGAUGGAAGAUUUGUCCUUGUUGACAAGGCAGCUCCGCAGAAGUGGUGUGAGCCAGUUACAGAGGGAGACGUCACCCCACAAGAAUUAAUGCUCCGCUCACAGCGGUUGUUUGUGUUUUCUCAGGUAAUAGGAAUAAUCCUCCUGAUUUUCAUCUGUGUGGGUCUGGUAGUGUAUGUAAUCAGAGAAAGCUCCCAACAGGAGGUGGAGAUGCAAGAUGCAGAUGUGGCUGAGCUCACCGUGCUCAGGAUGAGCUCUCUACGAACCAGAACAUCAUGAGUGGACCUACCCUGUCCUACACAGACACUUUGUAAAUACCACAAAAAGACUUGACAGGAGUUUUUUUUUAAUCGCCCCCCAGGAUAUUUUGGGGCAUUUAAAGAUAUUUGAAAAUCUGUGUGAAAAUUCUCCAUCAGGUCAUAGUAAUGUAAGUGUUUCGACAUUUGACAACUGGACUUCUCUUUGUGUUUUUUUUCUUGAAAUAUUCCUCUAAAGUAAAUGUGUGUCGAAUGAUCACCUCAUGUCACCAUGUACACUGUUCAAAGAAAUACUGUGUUUUUUGUAUAAAUAUUGAGGAAUGAGUAUACAUAAAUGUCCUCUCUUGGUGCUUCCUCACCUGGGUCACCAGUGCAGCAAUUUCAUUCCUAAUCAAGGUGUGGGUUAAUAUAUUUUAAAUCUGGUAUUUUCUGUUUUCUUUGUUUUAUUGCUAUAGUUGAGAUGAGACUAAAUAUGUUUGAUCAGGUAAAAAUAAAUAAUAAUAACAAAUUGAUCUAAUUUCAGCACCUUGCAAAAGUAUUCGUACCCAGUAAACAUUUUUACAUUUUGUCACAAAGUGACUGCAACAUUCAAUGUAUUUCCUUUGGGAUUUAUACAAUAGAACAAAACAAAGUAGCUUGCAAAUAUGAAGUAGAAGGAAGAGAAAAAACAAAAAAUUUGAGAAGUCGACUGCACAUUUGUAUUCAACUGACCUGAUUGUUGUACAUCUAGACUUAACUGCAUCACUGUUUCUACUAGAAAAAAAAGUAUUCCAACAGAAUGAUGAUGUCAUAUUCAACAGUUUUGGAUAUUGUUUUAUCACCUAGCCCUCUCCAAACUUCUACACAACUAACUUGUCUAGUGUUUUAAUUGGUCUUCCUGAUUAUUGUUCUUUGACCAACCUCUGAGGUCUUUACAGAACUUACAUUGAAAUUAAGUUUCUCAAAGUCAGAUUCUAAUAAAAGUCACAUAUCAGGUGACUUGCAUAGGUAUCCAGUUGGGGUGGAUUUUUUUUUUUCAGGCAAUACAGUAUUUGAGGUUUAAUACAAAUGCAUACCACACUUGAAAUAGAUUUUUAUUUAUUUAUUGUUUACUUUAUUUACUCACAAAUCUGGUAUCCUUAUUCACUUUACAUUGCUGUGUAAAGUGCAAUGUACACAGCACUAUUUUUCUGUGUCCAUGUUGACACAGAAAAAUAAAAUUCAGUACAAUAAUUGAAGUUCAUAGUUGUGAAUUCUGAAGCACAAUUACAAGUACCUUUGGAAAACACUGUAAUUAUAAAUCACAGAAAAUGUUUUAAAAUAGUAAGAUUUGUUAAAAACAAUAACUGGUUUGUCUGUAUACCCACCCACCAAUAAGUUUGAUUUCUUAAACUUCUACCUGGUUACAAGCAUGAAUAAAGUGAGAAUAAAUAUCAAACUUUUUCCAAAAAUUCUACAUUUUUGUAGAAUUAUAUAUAUAUACAUAUAUAUAUAUAUAUAUAAAACACAGAUUGCUUUGUGGCAUUUUAUAAACUUUUCACCCAUUUAUUUUAUGAUUUUUAAUCUGUAUUUUUUAAUACAAUGUUUUUUUGUUUAAUUUGUUAACUAUAUUGCCUCAUAAGGUGUGUCCGCCAGGCAGCUAAUAUUGUUUUGUCCUUUAUUAUUCUUUUAUGCUAAAAAAUAAUAAAAAUGUUCCU